Messenger RNA from Symbiodinium necroappetens, 174 nucleotides. The record is from the annotation of a GenBank genome assembly. NCBI's taxonomy places the organism in Eukaryota, Dinophyceae, Suessiales, Symbiodiniaceae.
GCCGCUCGUGACGGGCGCACGUCCUUUGCCAUCGCCCACCGACUUUCGACGAUCUCUGGCUGCGACGUCAUCCUGGUCAAUGCUGAUGGUCGUGUUGUUGAGUCGGGCACACAUGACGAGCUCAUGGCGCACAAGGGAGUCUACUAUAAGCUGCAGAUGCAGUCAAGGAAGUAG